UCGAAAGGCUGCAGUUGUCCACAGUCUGUCCUGUUGUUCACACACUUACUGCAGCUCACUUUUUUAUUUUUAUUCUUUAUACUUUGAACUGUUUAAAGAUAGCUUUUUAUUUUCACUUUAACCAGAAGCCGGGACAUUUUUCUGCUUGAGGAAGGAGUCAGCGGUUCCAGUCGCGGAUUCACUCAUCCAUGGAUCCUUCAAGCAAACACCAGAGAUAGAAGUUAUUCAAAAUUCAUCAAGAGGACAUGCUGACAGAGAGAAAUGAAGGGGAGAAAAAUUAAGUAGCUUUCACAAGGAAGGCACUCUUCUGAACUUGUUCACGGGGCUUAUUCUCUUUGACCUCAGUAUAAACCAGGGAUUAUCCGUAUUCCUUAUAGUUUUUGGUGAAAAGCCAGUGCUUGUUUUGCCUUGGGUAGACUCGAAAGAGGAUUGGGAAGGAAACUAGCUCCUCAUUCCCUCUGAGAGAGCUUUUGCAUAUUUCCUCUGGCGAAGAACUUGAAACGAUUAAGAGCCGUUCUUUAAUUUAUUUGGAGCGACUUCAAGUAAAGGAAAAAAAACAUGGCUUGUUGGUGUUUAUCCAUGUAAUGGAUUUGGAUCUGUUCUACAGAGUAUCUCAGGCGCAUCCUGUUUAUUUACCUGGAUCUAACACAUCAAAAGUUCCGAGAACAUAUAGAUGAUCUCCAUUUUUCUCAUGCAAUGGAUGUUCGGAAAAGAGCAAAGGUGAACCAGGCAGGGAGCAGCCUGGGGAUUUUGCCACCCGGAUCAUCUGGAGAGAGAUGCAGCAGUGGCAAGAGGACAGAGCCAGCAAGGAUUAGAGAAGGAGUUUUCCCGCUUGGACGAUCCGGUUCUUUUUCCGGUUCAUACCUUCCGCGCCGGUGGCCUUGGCAACGGUGUGUUUCCAUGGCAGCAGGGCUGUUCCUAGCGGUGCUACUGGCCGUGGCUCAGGCCUGGUGUGUCAACGCCAUACAUGAGAAUCUGCUGUGGUUCUCUCAGCUCACGGAAGUGGAGAGGGAGAUCUCCUUCCGGACGGAAUGUGGACUCUACUAUUCGUACUACAAGCAAAUGUUGCAGGCUCCAUCCAUACAGGAAGGGCUGUCAGAACUGAUCCAUGACAACUUGACAGAAUCAAAGAGGACCAUCAAUCUUUUACAGCGGAUGAAUAUCUACCAAGAGGUGUUUCUCAGUGUUCUGUACAGACUGCUGCCCUUACAGGCGUAUCUGGAGCCCGUGUAUUUCUACAUUUACACAGUGUUCUCUCUCCAAGCCGUGUAUGUGAUCGCUCUGUACCUCACAGCAUGGCUCCUGGCUGGUUCCUGGCUGGCUGGGUUACUGACUGGAGUCUGGUACAUUCUUAAUAGGGUGGAUACCACUCGGGUGGAGUUCACCAUCUCCCUCAGGGAGAACUGGUCUUUGCCCUUCUUUGCCCUGCAGGUCACUGCUGUCACUUGCUACCUCAGGCCUCAGCUCAGCGCCUUGCAGCAGAAAGUGAUGGUGUGGCUGAUGUACGUGACCACAUGUUGCUUCUGUCUGACGUGGCAGUUCAACCAGUUCAUCCUACUGGUUCAAGCUCUCAUUGUUUACAUCCUGGACAUCGUUGACCUCUUGACGACAACGCAGGUGACCACCCUGUACCUGGUUCAGGUGAGUGGUCUGCUGAGCGUUUGGCUGCUGCAGUUCUGUAACUCCAUGAUCCUGGGAUCGCUGGUGCUCAGCUUCAUUGUUGCAGCGCUCUUCAUCAGACACUGCCAGCCUGAUUUGAAGACUGGAGGCCUGCUGGUUCGUCUGGCCAAAGUUCUCCUCCACAGCAUCCUUGUUCUCCUGCUCGCCUUCAUCAUCAACUCCUUGACUAAGAAAGCGCUUCAGCUCAGAUCAGACGAGCACAUUUUUAAAUUCAUCAAGUCAAAGUUUGCCUUGGGGCCGACGAGGGACUUUGAUGCCAGUCUGUAUCUGUGUGAGGAGGCCUUCGGGCUGCUGCCACUGGACACUCUGGAGCGCCUGGCUGGCACCCUGCUGCUGUACCCAUACGUCCCCACUGUCCUGCUGCUCAGUGGCAUGCUGGCAGUGGCGGUGCUGCACAACCUCAGGCCUAAAGGAAGUUGGGAGGAAGAGAAGAGAGCAGCUGCAGGGGGACAGGUGGAUGCUUUCCGGCCAGAUGUGGCCUACAACCUGCUGCACUCUGUGCUCUACGGCCUCCUGGCUUUCAGCACCAUGAGAAUGAAAUACAUUUGGACAGGCCACAUGUGUGCGGUCGCGGCGUAUGGUGUGUGUGGGACCGACCUGUGGACUCUGCUUCUCAAAGCUCUCCGCUGCAACACUAAAGUUCUGCUGCGGUUUAUCAGAUAUGCAGUUCCAGUGCUGAUGAUUGGCUGGCUGUAUUAUAAGUUCUGGCCUAAGCUGAUGGAGGAGCUAUCAGAGCUCAGGGAGUUCUAUGAUCCAGACACAGUGGAGCUGAUGACCUGGAUUAGCACAAAGACCCCGAAGCAGGCAGUGUUUGCUGGAAGCAUGCAGCUCCUGGCCGGCAUCAAGCUGUGCACAGGCAGAGUUCUCACCAACCACCCACAUUAUGAAGAUAAAGACCUGCGGGAGCGGACCAGACAGGUGUAUCAGGUGUAUGCUCGGCGGUCCCCAGAGGAAGUGUAUGACAUCCUGAGGGCGGUGGGGGCCGACUACGUGGUUCUGGAGAACAGCAUCUGCUACGAGCGGAGGCACCGGAGGGGCUGCAGACUGCGGGACCUGCUGGACCUGGCCAACGGACAUGAGCGGCUUUCUGAGAUCAUGGACGGACCAGGUGAGAACGAGGCGGACCUCGUCCCCGCCUCCCACCCUCGCUUCUGCGAGGCCAUCAAGACGGACGCCGCGGCUUACACCGCACUGUUCACCAGCACAUUCCAGAACAAAACCUUCUACGUCUACAGGCUCAAGAAGAAGCGUAAGAAAAGUGGCAAAGCGUCCUCCGAGCCCGGCGUGAAGCUGUAGCGGGACCAGAAAACACCCGACCAGAGGGAGCCCCCUCCCGACUGUACAGAGCUGUGAUCGUGACUUUUAUUUUGACGUUGCUUUGUUCUUCGCUAAGCAUGACUUCAUGAAGUGUGGCGUCAACGCAGCGGGCCACUGAAGUCCAGAGUUGCACUUUUGCUAUUAGCAGAGAGCUGAAGCAACUCUUAAAAAUGCUGCUGUUUGCUACUGAGAUCAUGUUUGUCUAAGAAAACAGAAAUUAUGAAAACAAAUGAAGAGUUUCUAUAUGACCACAAUAGAGCCCUGAAAGCCAAAACAUCAGGCAGUUAGGAUUUAUUUGAAGAUGGAUAGCUGAAGCGAUAUAAAAUAGAAGUAAAAAAAAAUAUGAAGGGUUUAACAAUUAGUUUUGUGGUAAUAGAAAUUCGAUAAAGGACAUUUUUUGGUUUAUUAGUUUCUUAGUUUGUGGAUCUGAGAUUUUAGAUAUUUUCUAAGGCAGCAAAGUGUUUCCACCAAGAACUGAAUCAUUCCAGGCCGUUCUCUGCCCGCCACUCAUCUCAGAUGAUGUUGCCAUGUUCUACAAAGUGUCAAUGCUUACAUUAUGAAUCUCUGAUUGUAUGAGAUGAAGUGUUUCUGGAUGUUUUUCACCAUAUCAGUUCAUCUAAGCAAUCUGCCUCUGUACAGCAGACCUGCUCACACCUAACAUCAGCAAAAACAUCAACCAGCUCUGUGAAUUAUUUAUUUAUAGAGACUAAUCUCUACCGUACUAAGUUUCGAGGACUUUUCAAGCUGCCAAUGUAUCAUGUAUAAACGCCUUCCCCCUGUCACCUAGCAACAAUGACUCAAGCUGGGGAAAUGUUUUUCCUGUUCAAUUAAAUUAUUAAAUAGCAUUUUUAUUAUUUUCUCUUUUGUUGGAAAAUCAAAUGGCAUAAACCUAACAAUACAAUCGCUUUAAUCUUUCAUAUUUUAAAUCACCAGAUUUUAAUAUACUUUCAUAUAAAACUGUACUCUGCUAUUGCACUUCCACUUUAUCCGCCGUUGUUUCAAGAAUUAAAAUCUGUUUGGUGUGGGGAGAGAAAAAGAUACUCCAGACCCGUCCAUCAAAUUCAGGGGGAAAAGUAUGGAUUUGGAGGAGCCUUUGAAUUCGGACAGAUUUCGUUGCUUCGCUGUUACCUGGUCAGCCUUCGAAGGCUGCAGCCCUUAAUUUGGACGUUUCACAAGGUGCAUUUUAGGGUCAAGGUUUCACUGAAAUGACAACAUUUGUUUCAAAACAAAUUGACAGCACACACGAAGGCAGAGUUUUAACUCUGGUAGCUAAGCUAACUGGGAUCAUGCUAGCUACCUUAAAGAUGUAAUUUAAAGUUUACCCAUCAAUAAAGUCAGACCUAAACCUCUUUGAGAGUGAAGUUCUCACCUUAAAAAGUCAAAAAAAAUAAAAUGUCACCAGCACUUCUGUCAAAUUCCAACUUGCAAAAUGUCGACAGUUCAACUGGAAAAUGUUUUAUCACCACUAGUGUCAAAUUUGUUCUUUAAAUACGGAGACACUUUCCUAAGCUCAGCCUCUGGCAGCCAAUCGACGUAGUGAUUAAAAUAUUUCACAGCAAAACUGGAAACUACUAAAAACAGAUUUGACAUCUGAUGGUGAAACUUCAGCAGCAGCAAUACUCACAGAUAUAAUAUGCUAUAGGAACAUAUAUCAAGUUUACAUGAAAACAUUUCUAAAGGUAAAAUCCACCAAAGUAUUUAUCUUUGUGUGUUUUUUUUUUUUUUUUGGAUUGCUGAUAAUACAGUAGCACAAUUUUAUUUGAACAAAUUGCCUUUCAUUUAUUUUUAAUUGUUUUCUUUUUGUCCAGAAUGGGCAACAUUGUCAAAUUAAAUACAUCAGUAUACAUUAAGCAACACAUUGCAACUGCUGCGACACUAAAAUAUUUUAAUGACUAAAAUAUUGUUUCUUCCUGUCUGCUGGGAGAAAAAAAAAUUAACCUCUGUGGGAACAACUUAUUUUUCCAAAAGGCAAACAUUGAGGAUAAUUCUUCUUUUUUUUUUUUGGUCACACAUCUGAGGUCAGAGCAGCUUCUUGGUGAUAUUUGUGUCGCCUUUGUUGUUGUGAUUGCUGUCAUGUUUCUCUUUGCGACUCGUCAGCGGCCGCCUCAACCUUUUCACUGCCGUCGCUCCUGCAUACAAACACGCAUGAAUAAUGGAAGCUGUGAGGAAAUUGCAGCAGGCUGACAACCGCACUGAUUCCUCCCCGCAAUUUCCAAAAUAAUUCGGAGGGUUUGCCGAGGUAUGGCAAACACUCUCACAUGAAACCCAGGAGGAAGGUGGAAAAACUGACCCACGUUAGAGAAAAGUAGAGAAAUGAGAGCAGAUCCAUAAUGAUCUAAAGCCUUAUUGCCUUUAUCCUAUCGGCUUAAAGAAUGGUUCUGAUUGAAACAGAGAUGUAGAUGCCAGUCAGACAAGGCGCUGGAGUGUGUGUGUGUGUGUAUGUCUCCUCACACACCAGCUUUCCACUAUUUGUGUGCAUGUUAAUAGGAACGUCGCUCUUUGAUAAUUUACACCCUCCUGCUUUUGAAGACGUGUCGUUCGUUAACUCCCGUCGUAAUGCAUACCAAUCGGAUCAGCGGCGCUUGUUCUUCGUCUGUCCUGCCUUCAUGCUGGAUGUUUAAUUAAGUAGAUGCUGGAUCGCUUUAUUUGAGAGGGAAGUGAUUCCAUUAUGUUUGCUUAAUAGGAGGGUACUAAUGUAAUAUUUUUCCAGCACUAGUCAUUUCCAUACAUAUUGGGAUUGGCGGUUCUGCUGUCGGGGCCCCUGGUGUUCUGUAACAGACAGGAUGAUUCCUGCUGAAGAACAACAGAGGAGCUCAAGCAGUUUUCUGGCUGUUUGCUCCAGAAUCAGGUAUUUUAAUGUGGAUUUGAAAAGAGCAACAAGGUCAAUGAGCUGCUGGAUGAUGAUGCUCAGCACGGCUGACACGUCAGGGGCAGAAACUCAUGAAACACUAGAAUAUAUUUUUGAAAUGGCAAAUUUAAUUUUCAGCUGGAGUGUUUGUUUUUUUUUUCAGUAUGAUUUGGGAUGUGCUGCUGCGCCAGAAUUAAUUAUAUUCUGAGUUCGUUUUGAGCAUCAAACAUAAAGUUCACUGGUGAUGUUUUCAUGUAUCUAAACACGAGUACAGAUACAUACUGUCAGAUGUUUUAGCAUCUCAUUGGCCAACUUGAUCAGGGCUUUGCUAUGAUAUUUAUUCCGUUUAAACAAACAUUUUUCUGUUUAAAUCGUGAAAGUUAAUGCCAACACAAAGUCGUGUAUAAUUCAGAGAUGGACUGAAAACGAAACGAGGUUUCAACAUUUUGUAAAGAAAACUUAAAAAUUUUAACUCAUAAGGCAUUAGAUACAGAUUCUCAUAUUGAUUUAUGUCUGGACUUUGACUAGGCCACUCUGUUUGAUUAGAACCGGCUACAUGUUUAGGGUCGUCAUGCUGAAAGGUCCAUUUAAACUGGAGCAGCACAAGCAAAUGUGGUGGAUUAGCAGAGCUUUCCAACUACUGAUGGUGAGUCAGGAGAGGUUACUGUGGAAUGCUGCUAGCAUGUUACCCUAUUGAGCUGCUAGCAUGUUACCCUGUUGAGCUGCUAGCAUGUUACCCUAUUGAGCUGCUAGCAUGUUACCUUGUUGAGCUGCUAGCAUGUUACCCUAUUGAGCUGCUAGCAUGUUACCUUGUUGAGCUGCUAGCAUGUUACCCUGUUGAGCUGCUAGCAUGUUACCUUGUUGAGCUGCUAGCAUGUUACCCUAUUGAGCUGCUAGCAUGUUACCUUGUUGAGCUGCUAGCAUGUUACCUUGUUGAGCUGCUAGCAUGCCAUGACAGUCAUGAGAUAGUCUUUAGUCAGAGGCUUCUUGAGAGUUGUUGAAAGACUGACUGCUACUGGAGAUCCUUCCUGUCCACAUCAUCACCAAAUAUCAAAUAUUUGAUGUCUGACGACAUUUAAGUUUCCUUUGGGAUAAAUAAAGCUUUUCUUUUAAUUGAAUGAGUCAUGAGACAAAAUGGCCACCAUAUAUCGUUUUCUUUACGCUGCACCACGACUUUGUGUCGGUGUGUCACAUAGAAUCCUGAUAAAAUAAAUGAACUCUGUUAUAAAAGGCUUAGAAAAAAAUUAAUUCAUAAAUUCACAAAGAGCUACAGAGCUCUUCACCUUCAUUACAUAUGUUUGGUGUUUUCCCUGUGAUGUGAUCAUGCAGUGUUGUGAUAAAUAUGAAAGUGUAAAAAGGAGCAUGUGUAAGACGUUGGUCUUUGUCUCUUGGACACAUUUAGUACAAACACUGCAGGAAACUUUAAGGAAACAUAACCCGGGACGUCCUCAGAAUGUAUGGACUGUAAUGACAACAUGGCGAAUGUUCAGUCCUGGAUUCACUCGGCUCAUAUGAAGCCAGUACUGCAGAAGUGGGUCAGUUGACUCUGCCAGUUCUCGUGCCAAACCCAUUGUUACCGGAAGAAUCUGUUAUUUUUUACAUGUUAUAUUAAACGCAUCUAUGUUCCGAAAAACUUUGCUCAUUAAAAGUGCUCUCCGCCG
Messenger RNA from Xiphophorus couchianus (Monterrey platyfish), 7506 nucleotides. RefSeq names its product dpy-19 like C-mannosyltransferase 3 (gene dpy19l3). Gene Ontology annotation, molecular function: mannosyltransferase activity. The record is from RefSeq and is a predicted model, not a curated record. Lineage: Eukaryota; Metazoa; Chordata; Actinopteri; Cyprinodontiformes; Poeciliidae. Bases 697 to 2976 code for a protein of 759 amino acids. The transcript has 18 exons. Gene Ontology annotation, cellular component: nuclear inner membrane.